This is a messenger RNA of Alternaria atra, 1302 nucleotides long. RefSeq lists its product as uncharacterized. The transcript is spliced from 2 exons. The record is from RefSeq and is a predicted model, not a curated record. The coding region runs from base 1 to 1302 and encodes 433 amino acids. Gene Ontology annotation, molecular function: oxidoreductase activity; NAD binding; NADP binding. Lineage: Eukaryota; Fungi; Ascomycota; Dothideomycetes; Pleosporales; Pleosporaceae.
AUGUCAUCCAAACCUCAAAUCGGCUUCUGUGGCUUAGGCGCCAUGGGCAUGGGCAUGGCAACGCAUCUCGUCAAGCAGGGCUACCCCGUAACCGGUUUCGACGUCUACCCACCUUCGCUCGAGAAGUUCAAGGCCGCCGGUGGCACACCAUCGUCUUCCCUCUCGGAAUCCGCAAAAGACAAGCCUUUCUACAUCGUCAUGGUCGCUUCGGCUAUGCAAGCUCAACCCGCGCUUUUCGACAAAGACGGCAUUGUGAAUGCGCUGCCGAAGGGAGCUACGCUCUUGCUGUGCUCGACGGUACCCAGUGCGUACGCGAAGAGUGUAGAGAAGGAGCUAGUAGAUAUCGGCCGGGACGAUAUCUUCUUCAUUGAUGCGCCUGUUUCCGGUGGUGCAGGCCGAGCAGCAGAUGGCACUUUGUCCAUCAUGGCCGGUGCCUCAUCUGCCGCUUUUGAGCAAGGUCAAUGGUUGCUAGCAGAGAUGUCCGCGCCUUCCAAGCUCUUCAUUGUCGAUGGCGGUAUUGGCGCUGGUAGCAAUAUGAAGAUGGUUCAUCAAGUCCUUGCGGCAGUUCAGAUUCUGUCUCUCAGCGAAGCAUAUGGUUUCGCUGCUAGACUAGGCUUGAACGGCAAGGACGUGUAUGAUAAGGUGCUGGGUAGUACAGGGUGGAGUUGGAUGUUUGAGAAUCGUAGUCAGAGGACUUUGAAGGAGGAUUACUUUCCAGGAGCGAGUGCUGUGACGAUUAUCUUGAAGGAUACUGGAAUCAUCACAUCCAUGUCCCGCAGCGUAGCCUUCCCAGCAACCCUCUGUUCAGCCGCCGAACAAGUAUACUUCUCUGCGCUUGACCGCGGUUGGGGCGCUAAUGACGAUGCCGGCAUCGUCCGCCUGUGGACCUCUGAACCUGUCACGAGCAUCCAAAGCAAUCUCUCAACCGAGGACAAAGAAGCUAAACUCCAGCUUGUCGUUGAUCUCCUAACUGGCAUCCACCUGGUAUCUGCCGCUGAAGCCAUUUCCCUAGCCAAACACGUCGGUAUUCCAUUGGCGCAGUUCUACGAAUUGGCAUGUGAUGCUGCGGGUGGAAGUAGUAUGUUCAAAGAUGCGGGCGCGAAGAUGAUUGCAGUGUUAGAAGGCAAAGAGGAUGGCAAAGGGAAGGCGCUUGGAGGGUAUGUGGAGAAGCUGAGGCAAGCUGUUGACGAGGCGCAGGCGAUCAAGUGCCCUGUGUAUCUUGGUACUGGCGCGUUGAACCUUUUGUUGCAGACGGGGAGUGAACUGAGUUUGGGUUCGUUGCUCAAGUGCUAUAUGCCGUAG